AUGGCCAGCAUUCUGGGGGAAUUGCUGAGCAGUGCUUUGGCCUGCAUCGUGAUCACGAGCUCCCUCAGGUCUGUAGUUUCACUCAUUACUUCUCUCCCUGUCUCUCCUCCCUCCCCCCAACAACAGUCCAUAGACCUCAACAAGCCCAUUGACAAGCGGAUCUACAAGGGCACCCAGCCCACUUGUCAUGACUUCAACCAGUACACAGCAGCCACCGAGACCAUCUCCCUGCUGGUGGGGUUCUCAGCUGGCCAAGUCCAGUACCUGGACCUUAUCAAAAAGGAUACCAGCAAGCUCUUCAAUGAGGAGAGGCUGAUCGACAAGACCAAGGUGACUCACCUGAAGUGGCUACCCGAGUCGGAGAGCCUUUUCCUGGCCUCCCACGCCAGUGGCCACCUCUAUCUGUACGAUGUGUCCCGCCCGUGCGGCCCUGCACCGCCCCAGUAUGCCUUGCUCAAGCAGGGUGAGGGCUUUGCCGUCUACACUGCCAAGGGGAAGGCCCCCCGCAACCCGUUGGCCAAGUGGGCUGUGGGCGAGGGCCCCCUCAACGAGUUCGCCUUCUCCCCGGACGGGCGGCACCUGGCCUGCGUGAGCCAGGACGGCUGCCUGCGCGUCUUCCACUUCGACUCCAUGCUCCUGCGAGGCCUCAUGAAGAGCUACUUUGGCGGCCUGCUGUGCGUAUGUUGGAGCCCUGACGGGCGCUACGUCGUGACGGGGGGCGAGGACGACCUGGUCACCGUGUGGUCCUUCACCGAGGCCCGCGUGGUUGCCAGAGGCCACGGCCACAAGUCCUGGGUCAACGCUGUGGCUUUUGACCCGUACACCACGAGGAGCGAGGAGGAGCCCGAGGAGGAGGGGGCCCCGCAGAGCGGGAGCGAGCUCGAGGCCGGCUCCUUGCCCCGGCUGCCUCCCCCCGCCGUCACCUACCGCUUCGGCUCGGCCGGCCAGGACACCCAGUUCUGUCUGUGGGACCUGACAGAGGACGUGCUCUACCCGCGGCCCCCGCUGGCGCGGCCCCGGGCUCUAGCCGGUGGCGCGGAAGCCACCCCCGUCACCCCGGGGUCACUGCCCCGUUCCCUCUCCCGUUCCAACAGCCUCCCGCACCCAGCGGUGAGCGGCAAGGGGGCCGGGGCCGGCACAGGCGGGGCCACGGAGCCCGGGACCCCUUUCAGCAUUGGCAAGUUUGCCACGCUGACCCUCCAGGAACGUCGCGAUAAGGGUGCUGACAAAGAGCACAAACGGUACCACAGCCUGGGUAACAUCAGCCGGGGCAGCGGCGGUGGCGGGAGCAGCGGAGACAAGCUGGGAGGGCCGGCCCCCCGGGGCCGCCUGGACCCAGCCAAGGUGCUGGGCACAGCCCUGUGCCCUCGGAUCCACGAGGUGCCCUUGCUGGAGCCCCUGGUGUGCAAGAAGAUUGCCCAGGAGCGCCUCACCGUCCUCCUGUUCCUGGAGGACUGUAUCAUCACCGCCUGUCAGGAGGGUCUCAUCUGCACCUGGGCCCGGCCUGGCAAAGCUGGCCUCUCCUCCCAGCCUGCCAACUCCCCCAGUGGUACCGUGGUAUGAAGCUCGUGGACUCGGCCGCCCCCGCCUCUCAGCCUCCUGGUCCAUGUCCCGUCUGCUCCAUCCUAGCUCCCCUUAAUGUGUUCAUGAGACUAACAGUGGAAGGGGUCCUUGUCUAGUCCUCCGCCUGCUCCAGGCCUUGCACAACGCCAGGGGCGGCCCUGGUCUGGCCUGGGGAGUGCGGGGCCCAGUGUUCUCCCCCUCCGAGACGGUCAGUGUUACCCCCUCGCUCCCCUGCAUGUGAUGACAGCCAGCCUCCCCUUCGACCUCAGCUCUUUGCACUGGUCCCACUGAGGCAGGGGCAGGGGGGCUCUUCCCCUUGCUGUCCUGAGGCCCUUGAAGAGUGUUCUAAAUUAUGGAAACCCCAGUGUCUCUGCCUCUCCCUCCCCACACCCUUCAACCUUAUUUAUAGUAAAAGCUCCUCGUUUUUACAGUC
Molecule: messenger RNA, 1996 nt
Organism: Gracilinanus agilis (Agile Gracile Mouse Opossum)
Lineage: Eukaryota; Metazoa; Chordata; Mammalia; Didelphimorphia; Didelphidae
Gene: DMWD
Product: DM1 locus, WD repeat containing
Exons: 4
Coding region: 1-1563 (520 amino acids)
Molecular function (GO): protein binding
Source: RefSeq, a predicted model, not a curated record